AUUAAAAUAAAUGUUAAGCCCAACAGUCACAGAAAAUGAGCAAUAACGAAAAAUAGGUGAAAAGCUUAUAACAAUAAUUCGAACAAUUUUGAUAACAGAAAGAGAAGUAUUAAUAAUGGUAUAUAAUAGGUUGAGGAAUUGAAAUUAACAUUAGCUGAAAAUAUACGAUUUGAUAUUAGUGAUGCAUUUAGAGCAAUUGAUUCAAACAUGAAAGGAUACAUAACUUCUUAAGACAUCUUUCGCUUUAUGUGUAAGAAUGGAUGUAGUGUUCAUUAAAAGUUUUGUGAUUUCUGGAUCUUCACAUGGAGUAAAGGAGAUGAUAAAUUACGAUAUCAAUUAUUUCUUGAAUUUAUAGUUCCUAGAUAUGAUAGAGAUGCAGCAAUGUAGUGUAUUGUCAGAAAGCUAUAUUCAGAAACUGGGAAAUGUAUUGAUAACAAUUAAAUAAUUUAUAGAUAAACUGUCAUUUUAUUUAGAAGAGUUCGUUGCUAAACUUAUAUAUAAGGAGAUUGAUUAUUUAAGAACAAUAGAAAUAGAGAAAAUGAAUUUAGCUUAAUUAGUUGAAUGGAAGUUUACAACUGUUUUUAAAUAUGUGGCUGGCAAUUUACCUAUUAUAGAUAAACGUUGUUUAGAUUAAUUAUUAAAUAAAUUUGAAAUUCAAUCACUUACACAAUAAGAAUAUAAUAUGUUUCUUAAAAGAUUUAAUAGAAAUGAAGAUACUAUAAUGUAAAAAGAUGAAUUUAGUGAUGCUAUAUUCCCAAGUAGAGAAUUAAUUAAAGAAAUGUAAUAACCAAGAGAUGGAUUUUAAGAAUAUGUUUUAAAUCAUGAUCAAUAAUUGGAUUAAUUGUUAGGAAAAGAUUAAACUAUUGAUGGUGAUGAUUUCAUUUUCAAACCAGAAGAACAUAAAAUUAAAUUAAAUACUACUUAAAAAGAUUAAAAAUUUUUUGAUAAAUAAGAAUUUAAUUCGAAUAUGCAAUAUUAAAAUGAACCAUCCUAAAAUUAAAAUUAAAAAAUAUUUGAACUACCUCCUAAAGUUUAACCUACAUAAAAUAAAGCUUUACUUAUGAGUUUUAAACCUGCCCAAAUAUAAUAAGCUUAACAAUUUAAUUCAAACUCUAUUGAUCAGAGUAUUAAGGCUUCAACUCCUGUUUAAAUAAGAUCUAAAAAUUACUAAAGUCCUAAUGAACAACCUUCUCAAUAUCAAUAAUAAGAUUUACUCUAAUAAUUUGAAAGAAAAUAGAAUGCUUCCUAAAUGGCUUUCAGUCAAGAUAAUUUAUCUGGUUAUAAUAAUUAUUUUAAUUAAAACUCUAAACUGGAACAAUCCUAAUAGAUUUAAUAUAAUUAAUACAUUAACUAACCAACUAAUGCUUAGUAUAUUUUAUCAGGAUAAUGA
Molecule: messenger RNA, 1390 nt
Organism: Paramecium sonneborni
Lineage: Eukaryota; Ciliophora; Oligohymenophorea; Peniculida; Parameciidae
Source: the annotation of a GenBank genome assembly